AUGAAGUCCCACACAAGUCUUCAAGUGCGUCUCCCUGCACUCAUUUUUGUCAUGGAGAUUGCCAUGCUAGUCCUUUAUUCUUUAUUUGUCACGUACGAUGACAAUGCCAAUGCCAAGCUACAAAACAAUGAGACGAACCCAAUGGACAACUCAAUGUAUCGAGAUUACCCCUACUUCGCUGACGUCCAGGUGAUGAUUUUCGUCGGUUUUGGAUGCUUGCUUGCGUUCUUCAAAUUUUAUGGAUUUAGUGGUAUGGUUUUUAACUUUCUCACUGCCGCUUUUUCAAUCCAGUGGGCAAUUUUAAUCCAAGGUUUUUUCCAGUUUUACCACGAUGGAAAGAUUCACAUUGGCAUCGUCAAUUUGCUGAAUGCAGAGUUUGCAUGUGCAGUUGUGCUCAUUUCUUUCGGAGCAGUUCUUGGAAAGACUAGUCCAGUUCAGCUUGUGGUUAUGGCUUUGCUUGAAAUCCCAAUUUUUGCCGUCACCGAAUGGGCUGUUUUGAAGUAUUUACGAAUCACAGACGCUGGUGGUACCAUUUUAAUUCAUUUAUUUGCUUGCUACUUUGGACUUGGCGUAACUUUCGUCUUGUAUCGACCAAGUUUGAACUCCGGACACCCCAAAGAGACAACCAGCUACAAUUCGGACAUUCUUUCAGUGAUGGGCACGUUGUUUUUGUGGGUUUUCUGGCCAUCGUUCAACUCCUCUUUGACCUUUAAAGGUGACGACCAACAUCGAGCAGUUCUACACACUUUUAUUGGUCUCAGCUCUUCGACCAUUACAGCUUUUGCCCUGUCAGCGAUGUUCAACAAGCGCGGUAAACUAACGAUGGCGGACAUCCAAAACGUCACUCUCGCAGGGGGAGUGACCGUUGGCGCGUCCGUGGAUAUGAUUUCUCCGGCUGCUGCGUAUUCACUGGGGAUUCUGGGUUGCACUGCUUGCUUUUUCGGGUAUAAAUACUUAACUCCUUUCAUGGCGAAGAAAUUGAGAAUCCAAGACCAAUGCGGCAUCCAUAAUCUCCACGGACUCACUGGGAUCAUUUCAUCAAUGGCAGGGAUUUGCGCCAUUUUGCUUGCAACGGAAGAGACCUAUGGACCUAGCUUGUAUCAGAUCUUCUCUCAUCGCGCCCCACCAGAAGGAGAUCCGAAACUACUCGAACUUCAACAGCUAAUCCCGGGGCUAAAACCCGGAUUGGGUCGCACGGCUAAAGAACAAGCGUUAUUUCAGGUAGCUGCCAUAUUCGCGACGAUAGGAGCUUCCAUCGUGGGAGGGUUGCUAACGGGUUUGGUGAUAAAUUUGAAGUUUAUGGCAUCUCCGUCGGAUGAAGAUUGUUUUGACGAUGAGGUGUUCUUUGAUGUGCCUUCAGACUUUGACACCGGAAUUAUUUUCAAGAAGGAAGACGUUUUGGAUGAGAAGGUUCAAACCCCGAUGAACAUGACAAAAAAUCAAUGA
Molecule: messenger RNA, 1446 nt
Organism: Boleophthalmus pectinirostris (great blue-spotted mudskipper)
Lineage: Eukaryota; Metazoa; Chordata; Actinopteri; Gobiiformes; Gobiidae
Product: ammonium transporter Rh type B-like
Biological process (GO): ammonium homeostasis; ammonium transmembrane transport
Cellular component (GO): plasma membrane
Molecular function (GO): ammonium channel activity
Source: RefSeq, a predicted model, not a curated record